AUGUCUCUAACAUCAAAACUUACCGAAGCACAGAAAGUCGCCAUCCUUUCGGAUAAAUCAGGCCUCGAUCAUGUCCAUCCGGACCCAGAGGAAGACUCAACUUGGAUCGGCGCUUACAGACUUGGUGGAGGCUCCUUUGGUGAAGUCACUACCUGGAUAUGUGUCGAUAGAGCAACUCACAGACCUAUCAAGAGUGUUGCCAUCAAAGAUUCCUUCGACAAGGGCCCUACCGAAGAGAAGGGCGCUUACUCGAAUGUCUACAACAGUCUCGUUGCCAAAGGCUUGGAUUUCGGCGCUGAUCCAAGUGCUGCGCUUGGAAAAGCAAACAUUGACAAGAGGUUCUCCAAGGAAGCCUAUCUCCAAGGCAUCAUGACUGAGCCAUCCUCGAACCAAGAAAUCUACUCCGUACCACUUUUGGGCUACCGAAGGAGACUUGAUAGUGUUCGCCCGGGCUAUAACCACUGGAGAUUAUAUAUGCCCCUCUAUGAGUAUGGUGAUCUGUUCGAACUUAUAGUUGCUCAUCGCGCAAGAGGGAGGGGAAUCCCGGAGCCUUUCAUCUGGCACACUCUUCGCUGCUUGUUGACUGGAGCUGAGCAGUUGACUGAGCAAGUCAGGAAGCGUCAAGGGAGCAAGGAAAAAGACGUCAUCGUCGUUUUCGACAUGAAGCCCGACAACAUACUACUCGCUCCACCGGAUCAAACGUCAACCUUCCCCAUCUACCCAAGGGCUCAUAUCGCUGAUCUUGGAGGCGGAUUCAUAACAAACCCGAAUGAUAUAGACAACAUGACUGGCACCGUCAAAGGCGCGGUAACGACGGGUUACAGACCUCCGGAGAUUAUUAAACCUAGUGUUUUCCAAAACGGACGCUUUGCGAUCGGCGAGUGGACAAACAUCUGGCAGAUUGGAAGAGUCAUCGAAGCAAUGAUGAAGUUGGCCACUUUUAACGAUUUGACCUAUCGCGGUAAUGAUCUGGAACCUCAGAUAGUGACUUGGCAAGGUCACUUCCCUGGGCAGUUUUACUCGCCGCACCUUAAAUCGGCAGUGGCUGCAUGUUUGAGACUCAGGCCAGAUCAACGAGCGACAGCAAGAGCCUUGCUUAACAUAAUCGACAACAAUUCUGGCUGGCGCCUUUAUCUGCGAGACAUGCAUACUUUUGGAAGCGACGCCUGGUUCGAGGAGCAAGAACGACGACAACAACAACAACAAGCCGCACAAGCAGCCACCGCAGCACCAGCCACCGCAGCUCCACCGACGUCCGCUGAUGUCGCAGCGGAACAAGAUGCAUCAUCCAAGAAGCGAAAGCGCAUGGAAGACGCCAACUAUUACCUACGAGCUUGGGGCAGAGAUAAGGCAGCAAAGUUCGACGAGCUAGGAGUACUUCCCAAUGAACAGUAUGACCUCGAGUACCCCGAUCACAAUGUGUUCUGGGCUAAAGACGAUUUCUCGUUCAUUUAUUCGGACGGGAAACCUGUGUAUCCACUGGCUUAUCAG
Messenger RNA from Aureobasidium namibiae CBS 147.97, 1491 nucleotides. Its product is annotated as kinase-like protein. The record is from RefSeq and is a predicted model, not a curated record. The transcript has 2 exons. Lineage: Eukaryota; Fungi; Ascomycota; Dothideomycetes; Dothideales; Saccotheciaceae. The annotation marks the transcript as partial. Gene Ontology annotation, biological process: chromosome segregation; protein phosphorylation. Gene Ontology annotation, cellular component: cytoplasm; nucleus; centrosome. Gene Ontology annotation, molecular function: ATP binding; protein kinase activity.